Messenger RNA from Brassica napus (rape), 2361 nucleotides. RefSeq names its product F-box/kelch-repeat protein At3g04660-like. The transcript has a single exon. Gene Ontology annotation, molecular function: protein binding. Lineage: Eukaryota; Viridiplantae; Streptophyta; Magnoliopsida; Brassicales; Brassicaceae. The record is from RefSeq and is a predicted model, not a curated record. Bases 1094 to 2242 code for a protein of 382 amino acids.
ACGUGUUGAAUCACAGGUUAAUGACGAGUUUUUCGGUUUUUACCAAGUUUUAUCGAGUUUUUAAUUAACGGAUUUGUUCAUUAAAUCUGAACCGGAUUAUAUACGAGUAAUCGGGUUUAUCGAUUUCACCGUAGAUUACCGGGUUUAUCGGUUCGACCGCGAGUUUGGGGUCAAAAAUUAACACUUAACAAAGCUAAAAAUUACACUUCUCAUGAUUAUUUUUCAUAUAUUUUAAAAUAUUGAAUAAGAAAUUAAUGUCUAAUCACAAAAUAUAGUUUUCUUCAAAAUCCAAAAAUUUAACACACAAAAAAUUAAAAUAAAUAAUGUACACAAGUUUAACAAGAAUGGAUAUCCAGUUUAUAAAUUAUUACAUUAUUAUUUCCAACCAAAAAAUAAUCCCGCGCUUUAAAAGCGCGGGUCAAAAUCUAGUUUAUUAUAUUAAAACAGAAGUACAAAAUAAUAAUUACCUAUUUAAAAUUAAUUUUUUACAUCUUAUUUUUUUUUAAUUUGAUCACUUCAUUUUUUAUCUUUUCCAAAUAAUUCGACAUCAUUUACUAUAAAAAUACAAAACUACAUAUUUUAAGUAUUUUAUUACAUUUUUACAUUUUUUUUAUUUUUCUAAACUAGUUCAUUAAUUAUAUUUAGCAUAAUAAUUCGACGUCAAUUUCACACUUAAUGAAAUUGUUCUAUUAAUGACAAGAUUUCAACUGGUUAACAAAUUUUUUUUCGUGUACAUAAUCAUUUAGAUAUAUGCAUUCAGAUAGAUACACGUUCGGAUACAUAUCAUAUUGAUUUUUUAGAUUUGAAAUUAAACUUCGUUCGCAUAUUUUAAAUAUCCAGAAGGGGUUCGAAUCAGAUUUUUCCGAGUCCGGUUAAAUUCGUAAGAACCUAAAAAUAUCUAAAUAACCGAUAUUUAUAUAUUUAAAAUGUCAUUAAACAAUUUGUAAAAAAAAUAAAUUAAUCCAGCACAGGCGUGCGAAUCACCUCUAGGCUCUAGUACAAAUUAAAGGGGAAAAUUGGAAAUUUGGAAUGGCCGUGAAGAUAUAUAUUAGGGUUUCGUUUUGUUUUGGUCAAAAGAUAGAAUCAUCGAACCAUGAAAAGAGCUAGGAGGAAGAAGACGAUCGAGAUCAAUCAGCAAUGUCUAACGAAGAAAGAAGAUGAAAACGAUCCGUUUUGGAUUAUUCCACUAGAUCUGAUCGUAGAGAUUCUCCUGAAAGUUCCGACCAAAUCUGUAGCCAGUCUUGUCUUCGUUUCAAAAAAAUGGUUAUCCUUAAUACGCAGCAAAGAUUUUAUCAACCUGUACCUGGCUCGAUCUUCACCACGGAUUCUUUUAGCAGUCUUCGGCACUAACGUGGAAGAGCAGUUCUUACAAACCUGCUCUCAGGUUGAUCCAUCUUCUGAUCGUCAUAGGUUAAACAUAACUCCACAUAAGGACCAUGUGGCUGCUUUUUCUCCACCAAUCCGCGGCUUGUUCUGCCGUCUAAUGGAUUUGAAAGUGAUAAUUUCAAACCCUAGCACGGGCCAGUUCUUAACGUUACCUAGAGUCAAAACUACAAGAAGAGGUAUAAUAUCCUUUUUUGGGUAUGAUCCAGUGAAUGAUGUAUACAAAGUGUUAUGCAUGACGAUACUACAAGGUCGUCAAAGACGUGGAUCAAAAGUUGUGUCGGAGGAGCAUCAAGUAUACACUCUAGGAGCCCAACGAAAAUGGAGAAUGAUUGAAUGUAAGCAUCCUCAUCUUCCUCAUCCUUGUGCUAUUACUAAAGGGAUAUGCAUAAAUGGGAUACUGUAUUAUUAUGCUUGGAUAAAAAACGAAGCAUCCUUGAUAAGCUUCGAUCUGAUAUCUGAAGAGUUUAAUGCCAUUAAGUUACCUGAGGAUAUCCCAUGUGUAGUGAACUACACUGGAAAGGUAGCUAUAACGAGUUGGCCUACCCGUAACGGUGAAGUUCACUUAUGGAUUCUAGAAGAUGCCAAUAAACAAGAAUGGUCAAAAGUUUCAAUUGUUGUUCCUUCUUGGGUAGAUUUAAUAGACAUUCAUCAUGGAUACAGAUUCAGGGGUACACUUAGUACUGGCGAGCUUAUAUUUUCACCUUGGACCCUUCCCAUUAACCCGUUAUAUUUCAUCAGUUACAAUCUCAAGGAAAACAUUGCCAAGAAAGUUGUGGUUGAAGAACUUGAAGAACCCGAUGCUUCUCGCGAAGUCUAUUUUGAUCAUGUAGAGAGUCCUAUGUUCUGUCAAAUGUAAGUUAAUCCUUUUGAUGUUGCCUUUCAUUUUGAUCAUGUGUUGGACUUGGCUGUUUUACAUUUGAUUUUCUUAUUUACUUUACAUUUGAAUAAAAACAAUAUUUUGUGCUUUUAUUUGGA